This is a messenger RNA of Exophiala xenobiotica, 1378 nucleotides long. RefSeq lists its product as uncharacterized. The record is from RefSeq and is a predicted model, not a curated record. The transcript is spliced from 3 exons. Lineage: Eukaryota; Fungi; Ascomycota; Eurotiomycetes; Chaetothyriales; Herpotrichiellaceae. Gene Ontology annotation, molecular function: acetyltransferase activity. Bases 130 to 843 code for a protein of 237 amino acids.
CGACAGCCUGAUGAUGAAUGUGUUUGGUGCAUGAUGGUGCCUUGUACAACCAAUCCGAUAAGAGACAGGCGGACGCAUAGGUAUUUUGGCUCGAGUACUCCCCAAGUCACUUCUUAACGUUGCAAGACCAUGAUCGCAAACACAGAGUGGGAGAGAGCGCAACGAGGCGAGCUUUACCAUGCCUUCAUUCCCGAACUCAUCGCUGCCCGAGACCGAUGCAAGCAAGCUUGCGACAGGCUCAACACCUCUAGUGAUUUGAGCCGGCGACGAAUGAUAGAAUUAUGGAGAGGUGUAACUAACGACCCGCGCCCUCUUCCACCUCGCCAAUCCACCGGGGACGCGGACGACAAGAUACUCUCCAAGGAGCCAUGGGUCUUUGGGCCCAUUCACGCCGACUACGGCUUCAACAUCAUCCUCGGCGAAGGCGCAAUGCUGAACUACAACUCGACCUUUGUCGACACUUGUCCGAUCAUCAUUGGCGCCAGGACACUCAUGGGACCCAAUUGCAGCUUCUACUCCGGCACGCACCCACUCGACCCAGCAGUCAGGAACGGUACCGAUGGUCCUGAGCUGGGCAAGCCGAUCAACAUCGGUGACGACUGUUGGCUGGGAGGCAAUGUCAUUGUCUUGCCGGGGGUAACCAUCGGGAGAGGGUGUACGAUUGGUGCUGGGAGCGUGGUGACCAAGGACAUCCCAGCCUUCCACGUCGCUGCGGGGAACCCUGCCCGGGUUCUCAAAAAGAUUGAAACGACCAUGGAUCCUUCCUACAAGAAGUCAGACAUAUCGCGAGAGGACGCAAAGCAUGGAGCAGAGACUGUGAUGGCCGAAUCCAUGGACCAUUGAUGUUGGAAAUGGUGCUCGUGUGUGAAGGUGGAUUAACGAAACAGUCGCCGGUUGUCGAGUAUUAUACCCACUUCUCAUAGUCGGGGAAGAAGCGGUCGUGGAUUCUUCCUGCAUAGUCGAUCACAUUGGGAAAGCUCUUGACAAGCCUCUGAGAUUCUGGAUUACUUUGACAUGCCAGUUAGAUCAAGCACAGAGGGGAUUGGCUGGUCAGGGCCGUCAGACUGCUUCGCUGAUCCAGACUCACCUUUUACUGACAAGAACCGAGGUGAUGAAUCCAAAAAGUGUUGCAUCGGCCUCUGUUGGUUCUUUGCCGCCUAGGAUCCACGCUGGCUCGCUGACAGACGCUCUUCGAAGCCCUUGUUUCAAAGCGUUGUCAAUAUACUCCCAAAUCUCCGUCUUCAAGGCCCGCAGUUCUUCAUCAUUGAAUCGGCCAGUCCCCUGGCCAUACAGGGUAUGUGAGAUGCUGCGAUGGACAAAAUAUCCUAUUACGAUCCGCAUGGGAUAGGGAAUGGACCAGAGUGCUUUGUCCCGCUGC